UAAUUCGGUUUACGUCAUUAUAUUGACAAUAUAUAAAUUGACUCAAAUGUAACUCACCUCUGCAAAGUCUAGUUUGGGAAAUUACGCUAUGUUUAACCCGGAAGAGAGACGAAUGCAGUUCGAUUGAAGAGACGUUAUCAUUCUUUAACAGAAGGCCAGAUGAACAACCUGAAUGACCCCCAGGAAUGGAACAUCAGGCCAGAGCAGAGGGGGGGUGGUGGUGGCAGCGAUGGGAACAAGUGGAACUAUGCCCUACUGGUGCCCAUGAUUGGUCUCGCUGCCUUCCGGUGGAUAUGGUCCAGAGAGUCACAGAGGGAAGUGUUGGAGGUGAAAGAAACGUUUGACAAGAGCAUGCAGACCAUCCGUGAUGACAUGGAGCUGAAGUACAAGGACACGCUGAGAGAGAACCGACGGGAGACGGUCCACCUGGAGCUGGAACUGGAGAAGGAGAAGAACCGCGUGCAGGGCUACCGCCAGGCCAUAGCCUCCCAGAGCCAGCAGCUGAUGGAGGAACGCAGGAGGCUUAGCCAGGAGCGGGAGGCCCUGACUGGCGAGAAGAGCCGACUGCUGCAGGCUGGCGGAGCUGGGGCCCUCCUCCACACGGCUCUGGAGAGGGAGAGCGAGUGGCACCGGGGAGCCAUAGCUGCUCUGAGGGAGGUGGAGGAGGGUCUGGUGGAGAGGCAGGGGGCCUUCUGCAGCAUCCUGGUGCCCCGGGAGAAGAGGCUGGAAAUGGAGAAGGACUUGCUGGUCAGAGCUGGCAGAGAACGGGCUCUCGCCCAGCUGGAUAUGGACACCGGCCUCAAGGACAUCUUUAAAAAUGACCGCAACUGUGCACAGUACCUGAACACUGACAAGCGCAAGAACGGUAGUCUGAUGUGGAUCUACCUCAGAUACUGGCAGCUGCAGGUCACACUACAGAAACACAGGAGAGCAGAGGCCACGUUGUUGGGAACACAGUCUAGCAAUCUAUGAUGUCGCUGGGAUUAUGAGCCAAAGUGAUAUUUAUUAAUGAUGUGUAAUAUGUCCUAUGAGGAAGGACAAGCAUUUAAAAUGAGUACAGCAAAUUAUUGUUGAUAAUCUAAAAAUGUGUAUCUGAAAGAGAAAGUAAAAAUAAAAACUGUAAACAAUAUGGUUAACCCUGUAAAGCACUUAUUGAACCUAAAAUGUUAUUUGCAUGACCAAUAUCCUAUUCAUAGAAUCCUAUAGUGUUUUAU
Oncorhynchus mykiss (rainbow trout) is the source of this 1214-nucleotide messenger RNA. RefSeq names its product coiled-coil domain containing 127b (gene ccdc127b). The record is from RefSeq and is a predicted model, not a curated record. NCBI's taxonomy places the organism in Eukaryota, Metazoa, Chordata, Actinopteri, Salmoniformes, Salmonidae.